This is a messenger RNA of Aspergillus chevalieri, 162 nucleotides long. RefSeq lists its product as uncharacterized. The record is from RefSeq and is a predicted model, not a curated record. The transcript has a single exon. NCBI's taxonomy places the organism in Eukaryota, Fungi, Ascomycota, Eurotiomycetes, Eurotiales, Aspergillaceae. Bases 1 to 162 code for a protein of 53 amino acids. Gene Ontology annotation, molecular function: flavin adenine dinucleotide binding; oxidoreductase activity, acting on CH-OH group of donors.
AUGGGAGGCGUCGUCGAUAAUCGGCUGAAGGUCUAUGGAACUACUAAUGUACGAGUCGUCGAUGCUACCAUCCAGCCUAUGCAGCUCUCCGGAAAUCUCAUGGCCAAUCUCUAUGCUAUUGCGGAGUGGGUGUCGGAUACGACCAAGGAAACUGAAAACUAG